Messenger RNA from Spea bombifrons (plains spadefoot toad), 1553 nucleotides. It is a transcript of the gene SLC38A8, whose product is annotated as solute carrier family 38 member 8. The record is from RefSeq and is a predicted model, not a curated record. Bases 119 to 1435 code for a protein of 438 amino acids. Lineage: Eukaryota; Metazoa; Chordata; Amphibia; Anura; Pelobatidae. The transcript is spliced from 10 exons. Gene Ontology annotation, molecular function: amino acid transmembrane transporter activity. Gene Ontology annotation, biological process: amino acid transmembrane transport.
UUAACAUUGCCAUCCAAUAACAAAAAGGCCCUGCCGGGCUCUGUACAACGUGCCUUCAGAGAGAAGUUUUGGCUUCUGCGUGUGAUCUCCCUGUGCCGGAGCUGAGAGGGCAUCCACGAUGGAGGAGUUGGCUAAAGGAAGCAUCAGCCUGCUGGCCAAGCCUGGCGCAGAAUGCGAGAGCCCUAAUUUAUCGUCUGUGGGCGCCGUCUUCAUCAUGCUGAAGUCUGCGUUGGGAGCUGGGCUCCUGAACUUUCCUUGGGCAUUUAACAAAGCCGGUGGCACGCAUAUAGCCGUCACGGUGGAGAUGUGUUCCCUCAUCUUCCUGAUCAGCGGCCUGGUGAUUUUGGGAUACGUCUCGUCUUUGACCAACCAGACCACCUACCAGGGGGUGGUAAGAGCCGUGUGUGGCCCGGCCAUCGGAAAGCUCUGCGGAAUGUGCUUCAUACUUAACGUUUUCAUGAUCUCUGUGGCGUUUCUGCGAGUGGUGGAGGACCAGUUGGAGAAACUAUGUGAGUCUGGGAACGUGAAUGAGACCAUUCAUGUAAUGAGCAACAUGCCUCAACCAUGGUACAUGGACCAGCGCUUCAUCAUGACCCUCCUCUGCCUGGUGGUCAUCCUCCCUCUUUCCAUACCCAAGGAGAUCGGUUUUCAGAAAUAUACAAGCAUACUUGGAACCCUGGCUGCCUGUUACAUGACGGUGGUGAUCGUCGUGAAAUAUUAUGUAAUGGAUCAUCCUGUUGUCCACGAACACAAGUCUCCGUCAAGUUCCUCCUCUUUGGCCUCCAUGUUCAGUGUCAUUCCCACAAUCUGCUUCGGCUUCCAGUGCCAUGAAGCAUGUGUCACUAUCUACAGCAGCAUGAGGAACAAGAGUCUCUCAAACUGGGUGAUUGUGUCUGUGGUCUCCAUGUUCAUCUGUCUGCUGAUUUACUCCCUCACAGGUCUGUAUGGGUUCCUCACAUUUGGGGAAGCUGUGGCUGGUGAUAUCCUGAUGUCUUAUCCUGGGGAUGACGUUGUUGUUAUAAUUGCCAGGCUACUUUUUGCUGUCUCUAUCAUAACAAUCUACCCGAUUAUUCUGCUACUGGGCAGGACUGUCCUGCAAGAAGCCUGGUUGGACCAUAAGACCAGCUACAUCUACACGACGUACGAACGUUUAAUUCGGGUCAUCCUUACAGUCCUCUGGAUCCUAAUAACUCUGAUCAUCUCCCUAUUUGUUCCUGACAUUAGCAAGGUGAUUUCUGUCAUCGGGGGAAUAAGCGCCUUCUUCAUCUUCAUCUUCCCAGGUAUCUGCCUGAUUUGUGCUGUGGAAGUAGAACCAAUGAGCCCAAGGAAAAAGAACAUUCUUAUUACCUGGGGAAUUAUUUCCAUCCUUUGCGGAGCCUUUAUUUUUGGUCAGAGUACAACCAUCGCUGUCUUAGAGUUUCUGGACAAAUUCUGAGAACUUUAUGGCUACACAACCGCUGCGGUCAGGAGUAGAAGUGGCAAGUUUUAAUAUGUAUCUUAUUAUUUUUAUUUAAAUGUUAACAGUUUACCAAUAAAUACGUUUAUUUCCAGAA